Molecule: messenger RNA, 872 nt
Organism: Saccostrea cuccullata (small rock oyster)
Lineage: Eukaryota; Metazoa; Mollusca; Bivalvia; Ostreida; Ostreidae
Exons: 2
Coding region: 161-730 (189 amino acids)
Source: RefSeq, a predicted model, not a curated record
UACGGAAACAGCCGCUAAAUAACUGAUUACGUUUCUCAUUUUGUUAUCCGACCGAAAUCCCAUCAAACAAAGUUAUUUAUUCUUUACUACAUGCCUCAUAAAAAGUCUAUUCAACUGAAAUCUCGAUAGAACUGACCAUCGAAGUGUUGAGUUUAUCAGAAUGGCCUUUAUUGAUGGGGAAGAAAUCGCUAUUGCUCUAAUUGGAGGGAUAGUAGUGUUCACAACUUUAGUUAUAAUCCUGAUUUGUUUCCUUUGCUACCGACAGAGAAACAGAAAUAUAAUAAAUAACAGCGAGGUAGCCCAGACUAAGACUAACUACACCGACCCUAGUGACGCUAUCACCACCAAACGGAGUUCUACCUAUGCCACGCCUUACGAUCAGUGGAAAUCUCAAAACGGGUUCCUAGCCGUCCGCCAUAUUUCACAGAAGAAAAGCCCCGGAUAUUAUAAUGUAGAUGUACAAGAUGGACUUUGUGAGCGAGUACGUCCGCCAAAAAAAGCCAAAAAGGGCUCACAUCGAGAAUAUUUUAACGUUCAGGUAAAGGCGACUAAGAAGAAUCAGAAAGAUUCACAAAAGGAAUAUUGGGACGUUCAUGUUAAGAACGAUUCGAUAGAACCGGAAACACCCGGAAAUGGGCCAGGAAAUGCACAGAAUGACGGACUUCCGGUUCGACAGGAAAGCCGGCGUAAAGACCUACCAACACCUUACUCCUGUAUAGAACUCGAUUGAAAAGACCUAAUUUUAAGAGAAAUAUAUUGAUAAGUAUUUAUUGAGUGAAGAAAAACGAGAGUAAUCGUGAAUCCCUCAUUUUCAUAUGUGACAGUGACUUACUUUGAGUUUUGUUUUUGUUUUUUAUAUAAAAUCCGACUUU